AUGUCACAGUCACGAAAGGCAAGGUGCACAUGCGAACAGCCGGCUGAAGAAGCAGACGUAUGCUUUCUCGUACAGAUACAAUGCGCAGAAGAAGGCCGCCCGCUUGGUACAGCUGGGGGCGUGUCUCGGGAAGCUGAGGAGCCGGGACAGCGCUGGUAUCGUGGAAAGCACUGGGCUCGUCGUGUUCGCAGCUACUACGGGCCGAAGGCAGCCGCGGCAGAGACCUCCGCAGCGCCGAGCACCACUGCGACUACUACAACUGCGGUGCAACCUUUCUGGAUCAUGGCCAGUGCCGGCCAGACUUGCAAUUCGGCUUGCAGUGCCUUCGACACGGCAGAUGACAGUUUCGAGUGCGGAAAGGAUGAGAUGGGUGCCAUCAACUCCUCACAGGCAAUCUCCGAUCUGCUCGUGAGCCUCAACGGUACGUGCGACUUUGCAGAUAACCCCCCCCUCUACAGGAGCAAUGCAGGAUCUCCGUUCAUCCUUGUGAACGGUGACUGCUACUACUGGGACGAAAACAAGCCGCCUGCGUCUAUUGACUGCGACACGUCUCCGUCCAAUAGCGCCCGCAAGCCUUUGUGCUACUGCAAGCCUGUUGAGCCAGCGGAUCCAGAUGGGGGGUGGUUCACAGGUGCCACAAAAAACAUAGCAUGCGACACGGUUUGCAAUGACAACGGCUAUGCAGAGUGUGGAGAGGAAGAGAUGGCCGCAAUCAACAAUACACAGGCAAUCGUGGCUUUGGCAUGGGAGCUCGGCAUCGUCUGCACCGUCAACUCCGGCGACCCCUCCCGAAGCAAUGCGGGGACUCCGUUCUUAUCUGGGAACACAUGUUACUACUGGGAUCCGAACGCAGCGGCUUCACAGGUGGACUGCAGCUCCGUGAACAGCGCCAACCGCAGGCCGUUUUGCUUUUGCAAGACCUUGCUAUCAGGAUACAACUAA
Symbiodinium sp. CCMP2456 is the source of this 942-nucleotide messenger RNA. The record is from the annotation of a GenBank genome assembly. Lineage: Eukaryota; Dinophyceae; Suessiales; Symbiodiniaceae.